This is a messenger RNA of Plasmodium falciparum 3D7, 945 nucleotides long. RefSeq names its product rifin. Bases 1 to 945 code for a protein of 314 amino acids. The transcript is spliced from 2 exons. NCBI's taxonomy places the organism in Eukaryota, Apicomplexa, Aconoidasida, Haemosporida, Plasmodiidae. The record is from RefSeq and is a predicted model, not a curated record.
AUGAAUCUGCACUACACUAUAAUAUUAUUUUUUUGCCUUCCAUUAAAUAUAUUGGAAAUAUCAUCAUAUGAAAUUAAUAAAAAUAAACCAUACAUCUCACCACAUACACCAACUACAUUACGAGUGUUAAGCGAAUGUGACCUACAUACAUCAAUUUAUGAUAAUGAUUCGGAUAUGAAAUCUGUUAAGGAAAAUUUCGAUCGACAAACAUCACAACGUUUUGAAGAAUACGAAGAACGUAUGAUAAAAAACAGAAAAAGAUGUAAAGAACAAUGUGACAAAGAUAUAAAAAAAAUUAUUGUAAAAGACAAAAUCGAAAAAUCAUUUGCAGAAAAACUGGAAAAAGGUUGUCUUAGGUGUGGGUUUGGGUUAGGAGGUGUUGCAGCAAGUGUUGGAAUAAUUGGUCCAAUUAUUGUAAAUGAGUUGAAAAAAACUGCUUUGGUUGCCGCAGCUCAAACGGGUACUGAGGCAGGUAUUGAUAAAGCCAUUGAAGUAGUAAUAUCAAAAUAUGGUGUAAAUAAAUUAUAUGGUGUUGCUCUGGAAAAAAGUAUUACUUCUAAUAAUUUUAAAAAUGUUAUGUUUUAUAUUCAAGCUAUUCAACAUAGAUAUAAUACUAUGGUAUGUUCCGCAGAACCUAUUGAUGAUAUCGGUCCUCUUUGCUUUUUAAAAGAUUCUUUAAAUGAUGGUGUUCUCUUUACUAAGUCUAUUUCAGCAAGCGCACAAAAAGUUGUUGCAGAUGCUACUGAGAAAGCUACAUUAGUUACAAAAGCUGAGGUUUCCGCAGCAGAGGCUACAAGUGUCAAUCUAUAUUAUGCAAUUGCUUACUCAGUCAUUGCAAUAUUAGUUAUAGUUUUGGUUAUGGUAAUCAUUUUUUUAAUAUUACGUUAUCGACGAAAAAAAAAAAUGAAUAAAAAAGCCCAAUACACAAAAUUAUUAAAUCAAUAA